Papaver somniferum (opium poppy) is the source of this 578-nucleotide messenger RNA. Its product is annotated as 60S ribosomal protein L39-1-like. Bases 136 to 291 code for a protein of 51 amino acids. Gene Ontology annotation, molecular function: structural constituent of ribosome. The transcript is spliced from 3 exons. The record is from RefSeq and is a predicted model, not a curated record. Lineage: Eukaryota; Viridiplantae; Streptophyta; Magnoliopsida; Ranunculales; Papaveraceae. Gene Ontology annotation, cellular component: ribosome; cytosolic large ribosomal subunit. Gene Ontology annotation, biological process: translation.
CCUUAAUGGGCUUGGCUUUAGGUUACCCGGACAAGACUCUAAACCCACACUGCGUAUAUAAAGAAGAAACCCUAACCUAAUUUCUCUUCAUUCUCACUUUGCUUCUUCCUCAGCGGCCGCACCAAAGAAGCGAAAAUGCCUUCCCACAAGUCAUUUAUGAUCAAGAAGAAGCUCGCUAAGAAGAUGAGGCAAAACAGACCUAUCCCUAAUUGGAUCCGUAUGAGAACUGAUAACACCAUCAGGUACAAUGCUAAGCGCAGGCACUGGCGCAGAACCAAGCUAGGGUUUUAAGGUAGAUGCAGUUUUUCACUUCACCUCUUGUUAUUUGAAGGAUAUCGUGUGGUGGGGUUAUGGAUGAUGUUUAGUUUACUUUAGGAUUUAGGGUUUUUUUGAUGGAAGAUGGUGGAAAGGGAGAUAAAUCGGAUUAUUGUUCUUUAAAAUUUGUAACUAAGCUUACUUUAUUUUGAUCUGUUUCCACAACAGAUGGAUUUUUAGUUGCAAAUUUGUGUUUGGUACUUGGUGUUUAUCUUCAAUCUAAGACUUAUGAAAUGUUAUUUCUGCUAUAUUUUUCUUUGUUA